CUGCUGCUAAAUACUGCAGGCUCAUUGAAAUGAAAGAAUGGCGGAACAAUUUUGGGGAUUAAGCUAUAAGCAAUUACAGGCGAAUUUUGUUAGUAAUCUCAAUGGAACUUCACUUCUUGAGAUAUCAUUACUUACGUCUAUUGCACCAUUGGCUGUUUUGUUAAGAUCAUGUAUUGGUGCUCUUUUGUGGGCGAAUAUGGCGUCGCGGUCGCCGGUGUCUUCGAGCUUUGUUUUUAUACUGGAUUACAUCAUAUUGAUUCUCCCACUGGUUUUUGUCUCCACAAUCCUGUCAAGCUGCAUCAUAACAACACUUGUAACACUGAGUGUUAUAAUAACCACUUGCUUGAUUUUAUCAUGCAUCAUAAUUACAAAUAAUAACUCAGAAAACUCAUCUCAUCAGCAAGAUCCCAAACGUCAAUCAUUUAUAUGUAACUACAGAGCGUAUAUUGUCAUUGCUACAGCAGUUUCUAUACUUGCUGUUGACUUCAAUAUUUUCCCAAGGCGGUUUGCUAAAGCUGAGACAUAUGGCUCAGGGUUUAUGGAUGUUGGAGUUGGUUCGUUUAUUGUUUCUAAUGCCAUUGUUUCACCAGAGGCAAGGUCAAUUAGGAAGAAUGCAGGAAGUCGGUUAAAGUGUACAAUUCAAUCAAUUAGGAGUUCUAUUCCACUAUUGGUUUUGGGUCUAGCAAGAUUUCUAGCAGUUAAAAGUACAGAUUAUCAAGAGCAUAUCAGUGAAUAUGGAGUACACUGGAACUUUUUUAUCACUCUUUUCAUAGUAAAGGUUUUAUCCACCAUUUUAGUUCAACUACCAAUACUCAGCAAUCCCUGUACUUAUGGUCUUACUGGCUUUAUAAUAGCAAUCUUCUAUCAACUAUCUUUGACUAGAUGGGGUCUAGAAUACUUUGUUAUCAAUGGUAGCAGUGUCAGUGGUAUAAGAUAUGGAUUUGUUGAUGCCAAUAGAGAGGGAUUGUCAUCAUGUUUCGGGUAUCUAGCUUUGUAUUUUAUGGGUUUACAACUUGGAAGAUUUCUGUUUACAAAAAAAAGAAACUGUUGGUAUACAGCCUUCCUGCUUCUUGUUUUGGAUGUCAUUUUGUGGAUACUCACUGUCACCAGCCGUCAUUAUGUUACACCAGUCUCUAGAAGAAUGGCAAACAUCACCUUUAUAUUUUGGCAGAUGGCCUACAAUGUCCAAUUUCUUGUCAGUUUCCUGUUGGUUGAUAUUAUUUCCAUGAUUGUUUUGCCAAAGGAUGUCAAACCAGCUGGUUGUGAAGUAUGUUACUCAAGUCCUAAUUCACUCACACGAGACCCAAUCAGACUUCUGCAUUGUUCAUGUUUGAUUGCUGCAAUAAAUCGCAGUCAACUUGCAUAUUUCCUUGUAGCAAACUUGUUUACUGGUAUAGUCAAUUUUUCUGUGAAGACUUUAUUCUGUACUCAUACUCAGAGUCUUUUGAUCAUUUGUGGGUACAUGUUUGUGAUGAGUUCAGUAUUUACGCUUCUACAUUUUUUAGGUAUUACUGUAAAAUUGCAUCAUUGAAUGAUAGGUGAAAAUACAUGCUUACAAGUUAACCAGGAGUAGCUUAGGAAUUUAAUUAGCAUAGCAUUUCAUGAGAAGCCAGAAAGAAUAAUAUGACAAUGUUAACACAAAAUGAAAAUAUUUUUUGAUACAACAGGUCAACGGAAUUCCUUUGUUUUCUAUAAACUUCAGGCUCAUCUUUUAGGCAUGUAUCAUCGGUUAAAUUAAGAAUUGCUAUGGUCAUCUAUUAAGAUCUGAAUUGUUUUGAAGUCACAAGAUGAGCCCAAGCCUGAUAAACAUGGUUGCACUAAAAGUAUUAUGUAAUACUCUAGACAUUUCCUUUUGUCUCAAAUCAAUAGAUUUCCAAAAAGUUCCAAAAAGCACUGAUAAAUACAUGCAGCUUGAAAGCUAAGAAGAUAAUCUAAAACUCACACUGACAACGGAAUUUAAUAUUAUAUAAUAUAUUUAUUCCCCAACUAUAAGUAAAAAGUAUAUAAUUAACAAUUUUAUAUUGCUAGUAGAAUUUAAUAUAUUUAUUUAAUAGACAUUAAGAUUUAUAUGUUAUGAUCUUAAUGUAUAGUUUCAAAUAAAAAGUUGUGUAAAUUGGCCUUUUUUCACGUAGAUUGAUUUCAUGUCAAAUAAAGGAAGAAAUGUUUGUAUUAAUUAGCUCAAUGCAUGUAUGAUAAUAUCAAGGUAAAAUAAUUUAUUCAUAUGGAAAUAUGAAAUAAAAUAUAAAAAACA
Messenger RNA from Exaiptasia diaphana, 2251 nucleotides. Its product is annotated as phosphatidylinositol-glycan biosynthesis class W protein. Gene Ontology annotation, molecular function: glucosaminyl-phosphatidylinositol O-acyltransferase activity. The record is from RefSeq and is a predicted model, not a curated record. Gene Ontology annotation, cellular component: membrane; endoplasmic reticulum. The transcript has 5 exons. Gene Ontology annotation, biological process: GPI anchor biosynthetic process; protein localization to plasma membrane. The coding region runs from base 38 to 1531 and encodes 497 amino acids. NCBI's taxonomy places the organism in Eukaryota, Metazoa, Cnidaria, Anthozoa, Actiniaria, Aiptasiidae.